ACCAUGGUUGCUUUUACUUCCGUUUUUAAUCAGUGACGUUUUAUAUCUAACACAGUUCUGUUCGGGAAAUAAAGUGGAUACCUGUUAGUUUCGUAUUGCUUUCCGAAGAUAAUGUCAGCCCAAAAUAGAAUGACGAUGUUUCAAGGAUGUAUAAUGGGUGUCCUCUUGGUGUGCAUAAACGCCUGUUUAGCAGCCGUUACAAUAUUAGGGGAGGACAAACAGUACUUUGACGCAGAUAAACCAUUGUUAAUCGAGUGCGAAUUAAACGAUUCGACCACGGAUAUAGACUUUCGAUUCAAUUCUAUCACAGUUGUUUCUUGUGAACCACAAUUCGGUUGCGGUAUAAAAGAUUUCGCAUAUAACGUAACAAAAACGGACUCUAGUUACAUUCUACACACUGUCAACAACUUCAAUGCAACCGGGUGUGGAGUUUACCAAUGUACAGACAUCGAAAGCGGCGACAGCGAUACAGUCAAUGUUACAUACAAAAAGUUUAACAUUGACGCAGACAAUGUUGAGGAACAGGAUUUGUCGUUGACGGUUCCAACAACGUGUGUCUUCCCCUCCAUUUCGGACAACAUUACAGUCACAUGGUUCGGCUUAAUUGAAAAUAUUUUUCAACAACUUGAUCUUGAUUCAGCUUCAUCUUUCAUUAAAACUGUAAACGAAACUGACGCCUGCUCAAACGGAACCUGCAAUGCUAAAUUGGCAAAGGAAAAAACUUCAUUCGGUUUGAAUUUUAGCGAAACUAUAGGACAGUACGUUUAUUCCGUAAUCGAAGUACGAAUCGUGCAUUCGUCUUUCAAUGAACAACCAUUGAAAUGGCGAUCUUCAAAACAAUAUCCCGUUAAAGAAAUUGAAACAGUGCCGGCGAACAAUUCGAAAGGCGAUGACACGUAUGGUGUGUUUGCCCUCCUGUUUAUUGUCGUCCUGUUGUUCAUAGGCAUCCAUGUUUAUAUUUGGAGAAUGAUUCGGGAUUUGACCUUGUUUAGCUUCAUAACAAACACAUGGAAUAUUGCUUGGAAUAUGUGGUUUGAAUGUAAAGCCACAGAUGGCAGCCACUUCUACGUACUCGUUAAGGGUAAAAUAGUCGUUUCUUUGAACUACAGUGAAAUUAAGAUAAUUACCCCAGGUGACGCUUUUGCAAAAUUUGACCUUAUAUACGGGAUGGCCGAAACACCCAUUCAAAUGAUUUCUGAGAUCACGGUCAAGAAUGAUACGUCAGGUGCUACAGCCAAAAUAUACGCGUCGUCUGGGUUGCGCGUCCUACAGAAAAGCGACGAUGUACGGCUAUUAAAAUUGGAGAGAAAAAAGUACAAUGAAAUAUUAAUGGUACAGAAAAAGGCGGAAUGGAAAUACACGCUGUAUCAAGAAAUGCUUUCCAAAUGUGCGCUGUUUAAUAAAUUUGACCUGCAAGCAGCACAGAGGGUUGCGAGUGAAUUUGAAGCUAUUUGUUUUCGUGACGGAGAGGACAUUUUGAGUCCAAUUAAAUCAACAAAAGACAUACGCAUCAAUGUAAAGGGUUUAGAGUCUCAACGGACUGGUGCAGGCGACAAGAAAACAAGCCAUGGAUUCGACUGCUUCUGCAAAAUUGAACCUGAAAAACCUGAUGACGAGCAGACGAGUGUUGAAGGGAGUGAAACGUCAGACGACGUCUUCAUUAUUAUCGAGGGAUCAGCAGUUGCGACGAACAGCUCGGACAUUAACAUACGGGUGCAAGCAGAAUACAAGAAAUUUGACUAUCUUGGUAAUGCUGUUUCGAAGACUAUCUACCGUUCUGUCAUCGCCCAUGGACCUGUACUAUGCGCAAAGCAUAAACAAUAUAAAAGGAACGGGAACCAAAUCCGAAUAGAACGAUAAAUGGCCAAGCCGUCUCAAGUGAUAAAUUCAGACAAAGGAUAUUUGCAGAAGAAAGGAGGCCUUAUCAGCAAGACAAAAUAUUAACGUAGCCAAUCAAAACGCCAGAAACUCAUAUUAGCCGACUUUGGUCAAUAUUGGUCGAGUUUCGGCAAAAUGUUUCGUCGAAUGUCUAUUAUAAGUUCCACGAUUGUCCUGGUAUUGCGUCAAAUACGUAAUAUUUGAUUCAUCCAUAAUAUUGAGGAUAUUUGUUUGUUUGUUGGUUUAUGUUUCAACUUUUGUUUCUGUAGUUUGUCAUAUAAAUAUUCAGUGAAAGAUCGUAUUUUAUUUUACAUGUGGCAUAGAAACACAUAAUUACACGAGUUCUUCUAUGAUCACGAUUGAGAAUUAAAUACGAUCUUACACUAUCAUCAAUGUAUUUUUCUAAAUAACCCCUUCUUGAAAAUAAGUGUUUUUACGCCGCUACCCGUAGGACGCUCCUCACGCAAAUUUGGAUGUAUUGGUUGAACAUAAUUUAUUUAGUUUAAGAAUUUAUUUCAUGAUACAUCGGUAUUCGGUCUGAUAUGCUUGAAGACAGGUCGUAUUCCAAGUAAAGGAUGAAUACCACGCUAGGUUUUUGCUACAUUUUAAGGCUUUGGUGGGUUAACAAUCUUUAGUUAAUAUGUUAAUUGUUGUGUGAAUUUUUCCAAAGAUAUGUCGCAAUUGUUAAGUUCGUUUAACAACGACAAAGAAUUCACACAGAUAUUUGAACGAUGAAAGAGCAUCGUAUUUAUGAACGAGCAGUUGUUUUUGUCUAUAAUUUGUUUUUUAUAAAAGCAAAUGUUCGAACAAUUAGCUUCAAAGUUCAAGAAAACGUUUGAAAAACAGGAUUAUUAUUUCUUUAAUAAACAGUAAGUUUUUUAUUUCGAAGUAUAUCUUUAAUUAAACAUAAAGCAACCAUUUUUUUUUAGAUUUUAUUGUUAAGGGCAACAUUUUCUGGUUAAAAAUUGUCGUGUUUAGGUUUGAGGAAGGGGAAGUAACUACAAUUGAUCAUAAAAGUAUUUCUUUAAUUUGAUAUUUUCACUCCUUAGUUUGCAGCGAAAAAAAUCUAAAUGGUAUUUUAACUGUUGUUAUUUCUCUUAUACAACUCCAUAUUUCAUGGAAAGCAUGAAAGAAAUACCUAUAUAUUCGAGUUCUUCCUUCUGAUGCUUUAUGGUAUAUGUAGUAUAUGUAAGGUACAACUGGAGGGCUUAAACUUGUUGUUAUGGUAUUUCAUUUCUAAGGGUUUCAUGUUAUAUUUAAUGAUAAUUUGCAUACCUUAAUUUAGUUGAGUUCUAACCUUUUUCAGAAACUUUACAUUUAUGAUUACCAUGAAGCCCAUGUUAAGAAAACGAUCAAUCUGUUUGUUGUGUGUGUUUUUGUAAUUGAAAACCAUCACUGGUUCAAUCACAGGCGUACAAUUAAAAAAACAACCUUUGAUGGCAGCAUUGGGGCCAAUACUAAGGUUCAUAAUUUCAGUUGUUGUUUUUAUAUGUAUUAUACAUUUAUCUUAAGUGGAAUAUAUAUAUAUACGAAGCUAUCUACAUAAGUCUAACCCGUAGCAGGAAUGGGUUUCAUAACUAUAUCCAUUUGUGUUUAAUUAUUAUUUUCAGUAGCACCUUGUUGGUAUUGUGUUGGUCUAAGUAGAAAAAACUAGUUAAUUUCAUAUUUUUGCAUUUGUUUUGCAUACAUAUUUCCCAAUCUCCUUUAAAUCAGUCUAGAUUUCGUUUUAUCACCUGUUAUAUCUUAUUUAUGAAGGUUUAUCUGUAUUACGCAUGUGUGCUAAAACACUGCUGCUUUUAAAAAUUUUCAUGAAAUAAAUCUCUUUGUCUGUUCGUAAACAAUUUAUUUUAAACAAACAUUAGCUAAGUUGGUAAUUAUAUUCUUCAACAAGUCAUACCUUUAUUUCUCAUUUUAGUUUUCAUGAUAAAAAAAUUCUUGAAUCAUUUUGUUAUCUAUUUCAUAAUAGGAAACGGUGAUAGUUCCUUUUCUUUACAUGGAAAACAGAUGUUUUGUUCUAUGAAAUGACCUUCCAUUAAAAAAAGCAAUUCCUGUAUUAUACGUCGACCAAUGUUAGAUGCUAUAUUUGUCGAAACAGAUUUUAGUAGAGCACAUCAGAUUUUCAAUAACUGUCAAUUUCAAACCGCCGUUUUUUAUAUUAUAUUUUCUUUUAUUUCUCCUCCGGUUUAUUGUCAAUUACAUAUUCAAAAGCGAAUUCGUUUAUUGUCGCCAAUGAAUUGUUUACUUGAUUUAAAGUAAAACACAGAGUAAAAUGAUAUAUACAUUUAGGAAAUGUAAACGUUUGUAAAAUUGUAUGUUUUCCAGUUGGUGUCGAUGACAGUAUUUUAAGACGAUUCGUAUGUUUAAAUUGUGUUUUCUAUGUGAUUUUGUAAGUGUGAUUUUAAUUUAUUUGUAACAGUCUUUCCUAAAGUAAUUGCUUGCCUUUGCUGAUGUGCAUAUUUUAAGAACAGUUUCACAUUUACAAUUUGUUAAUAAUUCACCACUUGUAACUAUUUUACCUUCAGUUAAUUAUCAAAAAGAUAAAUAUUGUUUUAAUAGGUAUGAUGUUUGAUGCGUGUUUAAAUAGUGAUUAUUUUCGUUCAGUAUGUCUUCUGCUCAAUAAUGAUUCUGUUUUCAAUUUUGAGGUUAUUAGUUGGUUUUCUUUCUAUAUGUUCUUGUGUCAUGAUUUGGUAAAUACUUUAUAUUUGUUUAAUUUUUAUGUGAAUUUUUUUCUUAAUAUAUUACCGUGAACUUAAGGUAGUAUAAGUUCAUCUCCGAUUUGCUUCUUAAUAAUGUCAGUUUAAUAGUUUUCGUAUGUAUUUAAUUUUGCUUCUAACCUUUCUAUUUCGCUUUGGAGUUUGAAUAUUUCACAAUUUGGGAUUUCUUUAGAUAUGUGAUUUAUUUAAUUGUUUUAAUUCUCAUUGUACCUGUUUAUAUAACGUUUUGAUUGCCUUCGUUGUUGUGAUUUAUAGUUUUUUUGAAUACUUCUGUUGAUGUUACUUGGAUUUUACGUUUAACUUUGGCAUUUCGGGAUCAUGAAAGUUGUCAUAAUGAUUAGUGACAAUGGGACGCAGCUUUUACAAUAUCAUUGAACAAUAACUGAAACUUCUGUUUUAAAACUAUAAUGUGCAUUUCUAAAGUAGUAAGUAUAUAAAUGCCCUUAUAUUUACGAUUUAAUUCUGUUUGGUUUUUGUAAAAUUGAAGGAGCAAUAUUAUCAAUAUGUGUUUUGUCUUUUUAAUAGCCUACUCGAAUGAUAAUGUAUUUGUGUGUGAAGUUAAAUAUAAAUAUUAAUGUUUUUUGCCGUUUAUUCACUGGGUGUAUAUCAUUAUUUGGUAUUUCAUAUAGUUUGUAGAUGUUUCACUAUGUUAAUGGGUCUAGCUAACUUUAGAAAGUAAGAUUUCAUUAUAUAUUGUUUUAUCGGUUAUUACCGCCAUAUCAGAUUUCCUAGUAUAUUAUAUAAACUAGUUAAGAAAAAUUGAAAGGGUUUCUUAUUUUUUUUAUCUCAUAUAUAAAUAUUAUAACUGAUGUCAGAAGUUCAUACUACACUGAUAUUCGUUUGAUGAAUAAAUGGAUGCAUAUUAUAUUAAAGUAUAAAAAGCAACACCGAUGUCAAUAUUGCAAGUGAUAUAUUUGGAUUAUUUUAUAGUCAGGCACCAACUAUAGAAAUACACUAUUAUACUACAUUGCUAUGACAUUUGUACUAUGCUUCUUCACCUUUGUAUGGCGGGCUUUAAACCUAAAACAGCUUAAAUUAUCACAAAGAGUUAUAUACUGUUAAUUUCAAUUCUUCGACCCAGGUGACAGCUCACACAACAUCAUAUCGGAUACCUAAAAAUGUUUAAUGUUCACAGCAUGGUCAAACAACCGACGUUACAGGCUUAUUAGAUAACAAUAUAAAUCCACGUUGUAUAAAAAAUCGUCUUAUUUUGAUCAAAGAACAACACGAAUAUAGUACUAGACAAUCCUGCUGAAACGUAUUCAUCAAUAUUUAAACAGGCGUUGGUCGAUUGUCAUUUUCAAAACGUGGUUUAAAAACCUAGAAUUAUUUUCAGGACAUUUAAAAAUGAGAACAAGUUACAAACAUUGAAGUAUAAAACAAACAAAAACACACUGACAGUGGAAAUAUUAGAAAUUAUAUAUCUAUAUAUAUAUUUGUUUGAUUGAUUAAUGCUGUAUGAAAGCUAAACUAUCAAAUGAGUGUGAAUUAUUGCUUAUGUUCACUUCAUGAAAAUUUAAGUCUUGUUUCUUCUACCCCAGCAAUCAA
Molecule: messenger RNA, 6140 nt
Organism: Mya arenaria
Lineage: Eukaryota; Metazoa; Mollusca; Bivalvia; Myida; Myidae
Exons: 20
Coding region: 112-1860 (582 amino acids)
Source: RefSeq, a predicted model, not a curated record